Messenger RNA from Habropoda laboriosa, 860 nucleotides. RefSeq names its product steroid receptor RNA activator 1-like. The transcript has 3 exons. The coding region runs from base 161 to 859 and encodes 232 amino acids. Gene Ontology annotation, biological process: regulation of transcription by RNA polymerase II. Gene Ontology annotation, cellular component: nucleus. NCBI's taxonomy places the organism in Eukaryota, Metazoa, Arthropoda, Insecta, Hymenoptera, Apidae. The record is from RefSeq and is a predicted model, not a curated record.
UCGACCAUAUGUUGUGUACGAUUAUACUGCACAAAUAAAUACGUCUAUAGAUGUACCUGUCAACUUUUAUGUUAAUUUUAAGUUUACAUGAAUUUGUCUCUAUUUGUUACCCCCUCUUUGCAUUCCUAUAACGUAAAAUUCAAAAAGAUUGUGAUUAAAAAUGGACGAAAAAGAGACAAGUCAGAACCUUUCUAUGCAAAAAGUUUUAUCAUCUGAUCAUGAGCCUGGAUGGAAUGAUCCUCCAAAAUGGGCAUAUUGUGCAACACAAAGUUCUGCAGCCCCUAUUAAACGAGUAUUAAACAAAAGAGUAGCAUUUCCUCUGGCAUCUUCACAAGCUGUAAACAAAGAAUCAUUCCCAAACACAUUGACAAAUAUGCCACCACCAUUACAAUCUGCAAUUAAUUUGACAACAGCAUCACAUCCUCCAUUAUUACAUCCACUGAACAAAAAUGUAGAAGAAAGAAUGAACGAGAUGGAAAUUGAUAAAGAACAGACAUUAAAUGAUGUCUUUACAAAUUUUGAAGCUGUGAUCAGUGAACAUGUAUUGGAAAAAAGUAAAGCAGAAGAGGUGAAGAAAAGAUUAGAUGUAUUAAAGACUGCAUGGCUUGAAGAUAAACUAAAUAAUGUGAUAUACAAGAAUAUUUUAGAUUUGUCUACAGCUUUACGGGAGGGGAAUGUUGAAAAAGCAGAUCAAAUACAUGUUGCAUUAAUGAUGCAACAUGCUAGUCUGUGUAGUGCAUGGAUACCUGGCAUUAGGCACAUUAUCUUAGGAUUAAAGACCAAGAUGCAAAGCUUAAGUGUAAUACAGUGCAAUCAAAGUUCAGAAUCACAUUUACUACCUGCUGAAGAAAAUAAAUAAA